Molecule: messenger RNA, 1198 nt
Organism: Didymodactylos carnosus
Lineage: Eukaryota; Metazoa; Rotifera; Eurotatoria; Philodinida; Philodinidae
Source: the annotation of a GenBank genome assembly
CGGCCAAUAAACUAGACAGUUUUUAGGUGGUUUUUAGACAGUUAACACGUUGUCAACUGGCAGUUUUUAGGCAGACUGUAAACUGGCAGUUAAUGAGCAGUUUAUUGCCCGUCUUUUUUCUCCUGGGAGAAGACUUUGGAUUUAGAGAUUCCAUACAUUCUCCUAGACUUCAGAAUCAAAAAUUCCUUCUUUCACUCUCUCUCUCAGAAUCAAGCCUCCUUCUUUGACAUACAAUACAUACAUAGUGGAACUACACGAUGAUGUACAAGCAACAUAACAGAAAGACAGAAGACUUUUAUAGCCUAGGCAAGGUAGAAGAUGAUAAAAGUUAAAAUCUGAGAAAAAGCUCGAAACGUAUAUAUGUCUCGUAACUAAAGGGUUAAUUGCGCUUAAUAACAUGUUUAUUUCUAUCACAAAAUUUUCAGAUGUUAUAUUUCUAUAGUAUAUUUCUUUUCGUUUUGGCGAAUACUUUUUUAUUAGCAAAAAUGUUACACCAAAUAAUAGUUCGAGUAAAACAGAAAGUUUUUUUGAAAACUGUGGAUUAACAGAAGGGUUUCUUUUAUGUUUAGCGAAAAAGAUAAUUAGAAGUACAUUCAAAAAGCCAACUGGAACACAAUAAUCAACUCUCGACAAGAAAUUCGUCGUCGAUAAACUAAGUUACAGAAGCGAGUUGGUAACUGAAAUUUGAUUGUUUUUGUUUAAAUCUUACCGUUUGAGGAGGUGUGUGAACAAACUAUAUACAUAGGCAAUGAACGAGUCCAUCGUCCACCUCUGGAGGCUUUCACUACAUCAAAAUUGAAAAAAAAUGCACGCACAGGAUGGCAUCUAGAGGAAAGUAUGAGUUUUCUCUAAAACUUCUUAUCGGCUAGAUGAGCUUCUCAUCCACUCAUCAUUCCAUUCCAUCACCAGCCUUGCUUGACAAUCACGCGGACAAAAAAUUGCACACAAACAACGCAAAACGAACAAAAAUUAUUUCAUUGCAGCACUGAUACGAUGGGUCUGCAGAUUCGCAAGCAUGAUUGUGCGCACGGGCAUUAUUAUUUUUUUGAUUAAUAUCAUCAGGUCACCGACGCAUUAUAUGUCGGCUAGUUUAUCGGAAUGUAUCAAAUUAGAUAACGUAGCAGCUGUUAAAGGACAGAAAACAGUACUUACAUCUCAAAAAAUUAAGUAUGAAUUCUCGAAAACUCCCGGAUCCUAG